Penicillium diatomitis is the source of this 1482-nucleotide messenger RNA. Its product is annotated as MFS transporter. The record is from RefSeq and is a predicted model, not a curated record. Gene Ontology annotation, biological process: transmembrane transport; spermidine transport; spermine transport. NCBI's taxonomy places the organism in Eukaryota, Fungi, Ascomycota, Eurotiomycetes, Eurotiales, Aspergillaceae. Bases 1 to 1482 code for a protein of 493 amino acids. Gene Ontology annotation, molecular function: spermine transmembrane transporter activity; spermidine transmembrane transporter activity. The transcript is spliced from 4 exons.
AUGACCCAUGACGGGCAGCACCAAGAGAAUGCCAUUUUGGAAGAUUUCGUGGACAAGGAGUCCACUUUGGCGGAAGAAGUCCCUGUUGUGUUUGCACCCGACAUUCAAGAUGUGACUCUGCACUGGGAUCAGCAUCCUCAAGAUCCUCUCAAUCUUCCUGCCAGAAAAAAGAUUAUCUUGAUGGUUAUGGUGUCACUGGCGGCUUUCAUCACAUCGGCCGCUACUUCUAUCGUAACUCCUGCACAAUCAGCAAUUCAAAAAGCUUUCAAUGUCAGCUUCACACAGUCAUUGUUGCCGCUUUCUCUUUAUACCUUUGCCCUCGGCUCUGGGCCCGUUAUCGGCGGUCCAGUGUCAGAGACAGUAGGAAGAAUGCCCGUCUAUUAUGUCGCAUUUCCACUGGGAGCCCUCUUUACGCUCGGGGCAGGAUUGACGAGCAACUUUGCUGCUCUCUGCUUUCUCCGCACUGCAGCUGGAUUCUGCUGGGCGCCGAUGCUGACAGUAGCAGCGGGUUCAAUUGCUGAGACUUUCAGUGCUAAGGCUCGGGGCGGCAUGAUGGCGUUGUACAUUCUGAUGCCGUUUCUUGGACCUGGUUUUGGUCCUAUUUUCGGGGCAUAUGCUGUCAGCCGCCAUGACUGGCGAUGGACUCAAUGGGUUAUUCUGUUCAUGACGAUCCCCUGUUUGAUCCUGAUCGCGUUCAGCCCGGAGACCUUUCCGCCAGUCCUCAAGCGCAGAAUCGCCUCGAGAGAGUCGGACUAUGACAUACCCAAGUCGACCCUUCUGGCUAAUGCCCACCAGUUCGUGACUGUUACGCUCAGUCGGCCAGUCCAUAUGCUUUUCACUGAACCAAUUGUCUCAUUCAUCUGCCUGUAUACGGCGAUCAAUUUCGGGGUCCUGUUCUGUUACUUCGCUGCAGUGCCCUAUAUGGUCGGGAAAGUGUACUCUUUCAGCACAGAGCAGGCUGGGCUCGUGUUUUUCUCGAUAGUAAUCGGCUCCACUUUAGGUUUCAUCACUCUUGUUUUGUGUGAUAUCUUUUUCUAUCGACCAAAGCUCGGAAAUCUCCCUCCAGGUCAAGGUUCUCCAGAGCAUCGGUUAUAUCCGGCCAUGAUCGGCAGCAUUGGAUUGCCCCUGGGCCUAUUCUGGUUUGCAUGGACAUCCAAGUCGAGUAUUUCCUGGGCCAGUCCCGUGGCGGCGAUAGUGCCAUAUGCGUGGGGGAAUCUGUGUGUUUUUGUCUCAACAGCGCAGUAUGCCCUUGAGACAUACCAUGGGAAUGUUCUGGCGAGCGUAGCCAGUGCGAUGAGCCUGGCCAGAUAUGUGACUGCGGGCGCGUUUCCACUUUUUAUCAUGAACAUGUACCAGGCUUUGCAUUUGGACUGGGCCAUCAGCUUAUUCGGGUUUGUCGCUGUGGCCUUGGUGCCAAUUCCAUUCGUCUUGUUCAAAUUUGGCCCUCGCAUUAGGGCCAAGAGCAAGUAUGAAACGCUGUAG